AUGGAUACUAAAAUAAUUUUCUCAAUUGUAUCUCUAUUGUUCAUAAAUUUCUCUCUUGAUCAAGCACAGGCAGCUAUUUUUGAUAUAACAAAAUUUGGUGCAGCACCUGAUGGAAAAGCAGAUGCAAGUCAGAAUAUAAGGUUUAACUUCAUUACCAAAGGCUUAGUUCGUGACAUAACGUCUCUUAAUAGCAAGUACUUUCACGUCAAUGUAUUGGGAUGUGAUGACUUCACAGUUGAAGGCUUCAAAGUCAGUACACCUGAAGGUAGCCUUAAUACGGAUGGAAUUCAUAUUGGGCGAUCAAAGGGAGUGACUAUAUCUAAUGCCAAAAUAGGCACGGGUGAUGAUUGUAUCUCUAUUGGUGAUGGAACCGAAAAUCUAAAAAUCACAAAAGUGGCAUGUGGACCUGGUCAUGGCAUCAGCAUAGGGAGCUUGGGGAAGUAUGAGAAUGAAGAUCCUGUUUCCGAUUGCACCCUCACCGGUACAACUAAUGGUGUUAGAAUUAAAACUUGGCCUGUAAUGUUUCCUAAUACUGCAACUAAUAUUCAUUUCCAAGAUAUUACUAUGGAAAAUGUCUCCAAUCCUAUUAUUGUAGAUCAAAUGUAUUGUCCAUGGAACAAAUGCAAUAAAAAGGAACCAUCUAAAGUGAAGAUUAGUGAUGUUAGCUUCAAAAAUAUAAAGGGAACUUCUGCAACUGCUCUUACCGUUCAACUUAUAUGCAGCAGUGGAGUCCCAUGUGAAAAAGUGGAACUUGCGAACAUUGACUUGACAUAUAGUGGUCCUGAAGGCCCAGCAAAAUCUGAAUGCAUUGAUGUUAAGCCAACAAUUGUAGGGAAGAUUCCAGAGGGAUGCAAAUAG
Manihot esculenta (cassava) is the source of this 858-nucleotide messenger RNA. Its product is annotated as exopolygalacturonase-like. Gene Ontology annotation, biological process: carbohydrate metabolic process. The transcript has 3 exons. The record is from RefSeq and is a predicted model, not a curated record. NCBI's taxonomy places the organism in Eukaryota, Viridiplantae, Streptophyta, Magnoliopsida, Malpighiales, Euphorbiaceae. Gene Ontology annotation, molecular function: polygalacturonase activity. The coding region runs from base 1 to 858 and encodes 285 amino acids.